AUGCUGUGGCUGCCCCCUGGUGAUGCUGUGGUUGCCCCUAGUGAUGCUCUGGUUGCCUCUGGUGAUGUUCUGGUUGCCCCUGGUGAUGCUGUGGUUUCCCCUGGUGAUGCUCUGGUUGCCCCUGGUGAUGCUCUGGUUGCCCCUGGUGAUGCUCUGGUUGCCCCUGGUGAUGCUGUGGUUGCCCCUGGUGAUGCUGUGGUUGCCCCUGGUGAUGCUCUGGUUGCCCCUGGUGAUGCUGUGGUUGCCCCUGGUGAUGUUCUGGUUGCCCCUGGUGAUGCUGUAGUUGCCCCUGGUGAUGUUCUGGUUGCCCCUGGUAAUGCUGUGGUUGCCCCUGGUGAUGCUGUGGUUGCCCCUGGUGAUGCUCUGGUUGCCUCUGGUGAUGUUCUGGUUGCCCCUGGUGAUGUUCUGGUUGCCCCGGUAACGCAGACCCUGCUCCCCGGUCGGUCUCUCCGCCGCUCUGCUAUCAGUAUUGCAAGCUCCGAGCUGAAGAUUCAGCAGUUCCAGCGCCAGCCAAUCACCACGCAGCUACGCGUCACGGGGGCGUGGCUACACAGAAAGCAGCAGACCACGCCCCCACCAGUAUCAGCUGAAUGA
Messenger RNA from Pelobates cultripes (western spadefoot toad), 594 nucleotides. The record is from the annotation of a GenBank genome assembly. Lineage: Eukaryota; Metazoa; Chordata; Amphibia; Anura; Pelobatidae.